Messenger RNA from Salvia miltiorrhiza (redroot sage), 804 nucleotides. RefSeq lists its product as uncharacterized. The transcript is spliced from 5 exons. The record is from RefSeq and is a predicted model, not a curated record. Bases 142 to 537 code for a protein of 131 amino acids. Lineage: Eukaryota; Viridiplantae; Streptophyta; Magnoliopsida; Lamiales; Lamiaceae.
UUGCUUAAGAUCAUUCACCACUCUCACUCUAAAGUCACAUAGUACUUAUUUAGCAACUCGAACAAGUUUCACAUUCUUCCUCCUUAAAUUUAUUCCUCUUCUGUCACCCAAAAGAAGAAGAAGAAGAAUUCAGUCUGCAUAAUGAGGUCGUGGCUGCUGAUGUUCUUGCUACUUCUGUCUGUUCUGAUUCAUGAUGCUCAAGGUAGAAGGUUAAUUAGUAAUAAAGGCUCCGCAGCAGCUGAAGCUGAUGAUGGGCCACAUAGCCUACAUCAGGAAAAACUUGCAGAGAUGAAGAGCAUUGAUGAGAGAGAAAGCAAGAAGUGGUCAGGAAGCAAUAGGAAACUAACUUUGAUCGAUAUUUCUAGCACUACCACCAUUGCUAAGAAUGGUGAGAUGAAAGCUGAGUUGAAAAUAGGAAGGGAAGAACAAAUUGCUUCUGUAAAUUCGUCGUCGAAAACACAGCAAGGGCAAGAGGGUUUAGACAUGGCUGAGAUGGAUUACACCUUGGCAAGAAGAAAACCGCCAAUACACAACUAAGAGUAAGACAAAAACUUUUCCAACUUAAGCAAAAAGGGUGCAGCAUUGCUGAAAUGCUGCCACUUAGGAACAUUCUGUAUAUAAUAUAUAUAGUGUAUUCUUAUGAUCCCAAUAAUUAAUUAUUAGAUUUUGUGAUGAUCAUUGUGAUCAAAUUAUAAGCACUAGCUACAUAGGAAAAAGGUUUUGUUAGCUACGCUUGCUUUUGUAAUUUAAAAUAAUUAUAAUGCGACAAGUACAGGUUGCCUAAAGCAGCUAUGCUUUCAUAAA